Ectocarpus siliculosus is the source of this 627-nucleotide messenger RNA. Lineage: Eukaryota; Phaeophyceae; Ectocarpales; Ectocarpaceae. The record is from the annotation of a GenBank genome assembly.
AUGUCUUGGAGACGGGAGCAAGAGCUGGAGCGCGUUGGAAUCGAUGAGCCCGAGGCACCUCGAAAAGUACCCAAGAACGAGGUGUCGCUGGACAGGGCCAAUGAUGCCUGCUGGCUGGUCAAGUGCACGCCGAGCGUGUGGAAAGCUUGGGAAGGCCUGGAAGAAGGAGCGAAGCUGGGCGAGCUGGUGGUGAAGACAGUCAAGAGAAAAAAACCGGACGGCUCUAUUGUGGAGGAGCAGACCAUGCAGGUCAAGCCCGGGGGGAUGGUGACACACUUCAAGGGGGGGGCCAAGGCCAAGCUGGGGGACUAUUGGUUGUCGACGGAGCGGAACAUAGAGGACUCGCUAGCCUUCACCAGACCAAAAAGCGGGGCAACAGGUACGACAGCGAUCGUGUCCACCAUCAAGAGGCAGUACCUCAUGCAGCCGGAAGUGGGCUCGGCCUACACCAAAGUGGUCAAGACUCGGUUGGUGGCCAACACCAUCAAGGCGCGGACGACCGAGCCGGUGGCCAUGUCGGAGGUGCACAAGGCCGCGAGGGACAACAUGAACCGAAAAGGGACGGCGUUCGACGCUGCUUUCCACGCCGCGCAACAGUGGAUGGCCCCAGCCAUGAGAGAAAAAUAG